AUGCUGAUCUUCUGUGCUGUCUGGGUGGCCUUCGUCCCAGCCUACGUCAGCUCUCCAGGGAAGUACUCUGUGGCUGUGGAGAUCUUUGCCAUCCUGGCUUCUAGUUAUGGUCUGCUGCUUUGUAUCCUCCUGAGGCCUGAGAGAUACACCAAGAAACAGCUGAUGGCUCCCUCCCUCCUGCUUGUUUUGAUGGUGAGCAGGGAUGUGGGGCUCAGGGUGGGUCUGGAGGGGGUGCAGACCUCCAUGUGCUCUCGCUGGGGCUCCAGAGUGGAAGAGUUCAACCAGGGUCAGGAUGGAGACGUCGUCAUCGGUGGGCUCUUUAACCUUCAUUACCAACCGCCGGUUAUAGACCAGGAGUUCAUUAAGCCUCCGUUAUACAAUCCAUGCACUGGAUUGGAGGUAGAGACACUGAAGUCUGUCUACGCCAUGGAGUUUGCAGUGGAAGAAAUCAACAGAAACCCCCUCAUUCUUCCUGGUGUGAAGCUCAACUACAGAAUCCUCGACAGCUGUGGGAGACACCCCUGGGUGCUGCAUGGAGCAUUCUCACUGGUUGGGGGAGAGAUGGAGAGGGGCCCAUCUAUACCGCUGAUCAUCGGUGGGGCUUCUUCUACCACAGCCAUAAUACUGUCUAGGUCACUGGCCUCUCUCUCUGUUCCAGUAAUUAGCUACCUUGCUAGCUGUCCCUGUCUUAGCGACAGACAUCGGUUUCCUAACUUCUUCAGGACCAUUCCCAGUGACGUCUACCAGGCUAAGACCAUGGCCCGACUUGCAAUACUCUUCAACUGGACUUGGAUUGGAGCAGUCAUUGCAAACAAUGACUAUGGUCGUCUGGCAAUUCAGACAUUUCAGGAGGAGAUUAAGGGAUCAGGAGUGUGUUUGGCAUUUCUAGAAGCUGUUAGCAGGGAGAAUAUUGAGGAAGAUGCAAAACGUGCAGCUACAACUGUUCAGCAUUCCACUGCAAGAGUGAUACUGAUCUUUUGCUGGCACACAGAUGUGAGGGAGUUGUUUCUACAACUGGCCAAGAGAAAUGUGACCGAUAGGCAGUUCAUAGCCAGUGAGGCUUGGAGUACUAGCAGCGAUCUUUUACAAAAUGUUGCCAUUUUGAACGUGGCAAGUGGUGUGUUAGGUGUUGCUAUUCGAAGUGCAAGGAUACCAGGAUUUAAAAGUUUCCUCCAGGAAUUAAAACCCUCAAAUCGCCCUGGGGAUUUACAUCUGCGGGAAUUCUGGGAAAAGGAGUUUGAUGGGAGAGAGACACUUGUGGGCGUACAAAAUAUUUUUACUGACACUGCCCACUUAAGGGCCGCGUAUAAUACCUACCUGGCUGUGUAUGCUGCAGCCCACGCUCUGCACAGCCUUCUCUCGUGCCCAGAUAAAGAGAGUUCUCCAAGAGACAACAGCUCCACCUGUAGCUCACCUUAUAACAUUACACAUAAAGAGUUGUUAGAGCACCUGAACAAAGUGAACUUCACUACUCCAAACGGGGAGGAAUUCUUCUUCCAAGGAGCCGACAUCCCAGCUGCUUAUGACCUGGUCAACUGGAAGACCUCCCCUGAUGGGUCACUGAAACUAGUUCUAAUUGGUCGAGUGGAUGGCCUGGAAUUACACCUGAACAAAACAUCUAUUCAGUGGACUAAAGGCUCCAGUCAGGUGCCUAUUUCUGUAUGCAGUGAGAGCUGCCCCCCAGGAACCCGAAGAGCCAAUAGGAAAGGAGAGCCUGUCUGCUGCUUUGACUGUAUCCCCUGUACUGAUGGAGAGGUCAACAAUGAGACUGGUUCCCAUCAGUGCAGGCGAUGUCCUGUUGAGUUCUGGUCCAACACGGGGAACACGGCCUGUAUUCCACGCAAAGUGGACUUCCUGUCUUUUAAUGAGACAAUGGGAAUCAUCCUGACUUCUGCAGCUGUGUCUGGGGUUGUGGUCACUACAGCUGUUUUUGUCAUCUUUUUGUGCUACCAUAACACUCCUGUGGUGCGUGCAAAUAACUCAGAGCUGAGCUUCCUGCUCCUCCUGUCACUCAAGCUCUGCUUCCUGUGUGCGCUGGUGUUCAUUGGUCGUCCCUCCGUGUGGUCCUGCCGCUUACAGCAGGCAGCUUUCGGGAUCAGCUUUGUCCUCUGCGUCUCCUGCCUUAAGGUGAAGACCAUAGUGGUCCUGGCCGCUUUCCGCUCAGCUCGGCCAGGAGCUGGAGGCCUGAUGAAGUGGUUUGGUCCGGGCCAGCAGAGAGGCAGCGUCUGUUUCUUCACCAGCAUACAGGUGAUCAUCUGUACCAUAUGGCUGUCCCUUAGCCCUCCGAUUCCUCAUCGUGACCUUGGUUUCCAGGGGUCAAAGGUUAACCUAGAGUGUGCCAUGAGUUCAGUGGUGGGCUUUGCCGUUGUCUUAGGCUACAUAGGCUUCCUAGCCUGCCUCUGUCUCCUACUUGCUUUCCUGGCUAGGAAACUACCUGAUAACUUCAAUGAGGCCAAGUUCAUCACCUUCAGCAUGCUGAUCUUCUGUGCUGUCUGGGUGGCCUUUGUCCCAGCCUACAUCAGCUCUCCAGGGAAGUAUUCUGUUGCUGUGGAGAUCUUUGCCAUCCUGGCUUCUAGUUAUGGCCUGCUGCUGUGCAUCUUUGCUCCAAAGUGCUUCAUUAUCCUCCUGAGGCCUGAGAGGAACACCAAGAAACAGCUGAUGGGCAGAUAG
Gadus chalcogrammus (walleye pollock) is the source of this 2670-nucleotide messenger RNA. RefSeq names its product extracellular calcium-sensing receptor-like. The record is from RefSeq and is a predicted model, not a curated record. Gene Ontology annotation, molecular function: G protein-coupled receptor activity. Lineage: Eukaryota; Metazoa; Chordata; Actinopteri; Gadiformes; Gadidae. Gene Ontology annotation, biological process: G protein-coupled receptor signaling pathway. The coding region runs from base 1 to 2670 and encodes 889 amino acids. The transcript is spliced from 13 exons. Gene Ontology annotation, cellular component: membrane.